GUUUGAAGGCAGGGCUUCAGAACGCCCCAAGCCUCCUUGCGUCGCUCACCAACUUACGGGCGAGCCAUUCUGGCUCAAGUCUAAGUCAGGGAUCCAUAACCUGGGGAGGCAGAGGCGGGCGCCAGCUUCUCUCAGCGUUGGCUGAGGGGGCUGUUCCAUUGGAAGGCCAACUGCUUUGCCUCUUCCCGGAGUCCCGACCCCCGCCAUGCAAGCAUUGCUGGGAUGCGUGCUUUACGGAUUGGUCGCUGGGGCCAACAUCAGCCGAACUGCCUCGGUGACAAGCAGCCAGGCAUCUGCAAGCUCUUCGGCGCUUGGCGUCCUGGGCUUUGAGCGAGAGUCGCCUUUGAUGCGUCGCGCUCCUCCGGCACUCUCAAGCUCUCGUUUGUUCUGGGUGGCCGAGCUUCUUGCCAUCGUCGUUACGGUGGUGCUGGUGCUUCUAGCCACGCACUUGCAGGUGUCCCAGUGCCUGGCUACAAAGAAGAGGCAGCAGGAGAAGUCCCAGAAAGUUGCGUAUCCCUGGCCCAGCAUCCCCGCAGAGCUCUUGGAGGUGGGCCCCUCCUUCGCCACCAACUUCCAGAGCGGAUUGCGGCAAUGCUUGGCUGCCCGAGGGCUCUCGCCUUCACCGACCUUCAGCGGCGAAGUUGCACUGGUCUCCUUCCUCAUCCCCGCCGAGGCGGCUGGGAAGACGCAGCCGCGGGCCUUGCUGGAGCGGCACAACGCCGUACCGCCGGGGUGCCUUGGGGGCAAACGCGCCCUGGCGAGCCACCUCCAGCGACUGCGCCUGGAGGCGCUGGGGCCCCCAACCUUCCUCAGCCCGCAGAGUCUGCGAAAGUGCCUAGAGCCGAGGGUGCGCUUUGCUGGCCUUGUGGAAGGAGUUGUGUCAGAAGCAACGGCAGACGGCCUCUGGUUUCUGAAGCACUCCACGAUGGACCGCAACGAGGGCGUCAUAUGCUUCAAAGGUGCUACGAAUAUGCUGGCGCACUGGGACAAACUGCCGAAGAGCCAGCGAUCGAGAUACGUCGCCCAGGCAGAGGUCCCAAGACCCAUGCUAUUGGAGGGCCGGAAGAUGAUGGUUCGCGCCUACGUCGUUACGUUGCCACAAGGCCGAUGUUUUUUGAAUCGUGAGCUUCUUCUCAAAGGCCAUCCCCAGCCAUAUGACUCCCAAGAUCCGGAUCCCUUGCGCCACGUGAUUUCCUGUGUCAAGUAUGACGGCGUCAUAUCUGCCCGCGGCACCCUGUGGCCGCAUUAUGACAAGGUGUGGCCAAAGGUCUCCAAGAUGAUGACUGCCGUUUUGGGGCCCGCGGCCGUUGGGCACCGCAAGUAUCCCUUCUCUUUGCGAGACGAUAGCAUGAUGGACAUUCUCUGCAACCACAUUGCAGCUCAAUGUCAGGACCUGUGCUCCUGGUUGCGCUGGGGCUCGAAAGCUGGGGCGUUGCUGUACAAUCUCAUGGGAGU
Effrenium voratum is the source of this 1455-nucleotide messenger RNA. The record is from the annotation of a GenBank genome assembly. Lineage: Eukaryota; Dinophyceae; Suessiales; Symbiodiniaceae.